Phragmites australis (common reed) is the source of this 1657-nucleotide messenger RNA. Its product is annotated as protein CYTOKININ-RESPONSIVE GATA TRANSCRIPTION FACTOR 1-like. Bases 300 to 1298 code for a protein of 332 amino acids. Gene Ontology annotation, biological process: regulation of DNA-templated transcription. Gene Ontology annotation, molecular function: sequence-specific DNA binding; zinc ion binding. The record is from RefSeq and is a predicted model, not a curated record. The transcript is spliced from 3 exons. NCBI's taxonomy places the organism in Eukaryota, Viridiplantae, Streptophyta, Magnoliopsida, Poales, Poaceae.
CCUCUCUCUCACACUAGGAAAGGGGAUCACUCAUGACAUCUCUCUAAAUCCCCCUAGGCCCUAGCUAGAGAGAGACUGAUAGCAGCUCUUGGCUCCUCUUGCCUCUCUUUUAUAAAAAGGCCACACUGUCCAUGAUCACUCUGUACCCUUGUAAAUUGCCCCUCCAACUGCAGAUCCCCUCUCCAUCUCCCUUAUAUGCAUCCUGAUCUCUCUUUCAUCUUCCCACAGUGCUUGCUACCUUUGUAGAUCUCUCUCUCUCUCUCUCUCUCUCUCUCUCUCUCUCUCUCUCUCCUCACAGCAUGUCUACCAUCUACAUGAGCCAACUGUCUACUCUCCCUCUAAUGGAGGGAGAUCAGGAUCAGGGGCUCUUUCCAGCCUUCCAUAUAGCAAAGGACCCUCCUAUCUUGUUCCCUUUUAUGAUCAACAGCCCUGUAGAUCAGCACCAAGGGCAAAGCUAUGGAGACCAGCACUUGAGGCAGCAAGUUUUGGCUGAAUCUCAUCAACUGUUCAAAGAUCGCAUGAUGAUGAGAGCACCAGAUCUCUUCCCUACGCCGUCACCGUUCCGCCGGCCGACCAUACAAAGCAUCGGCAGCGACAUGAUCCAGCGAUCCGCGUAUGAUCCAUACGAUAUUGAGAACAAGCGCGCUGAUGGAUCGACCAGCAGUUGGGCUGUGGCACAGCCAGCGAAGAUGAAGAUCAUGCGGAAGGCGACGAGCGAGUAUCCCGAGGGCGGGGCGGCAAGAAAGCCAAGGAGAAGAGCACAGGCACACCAAGAUGAGAGCCGGCAACUGCAACAGCAGGCUGUGGGUGUCAUUAGAGUGUGCUCCGACUGCAACACAACCAAGACCCCCUUGUGGAGGAGUGGUCCUUGUGGCCCAAAGUCUCUUUGCAACGCAUGCGGCAUAAGGCAAAGGAAGGCGCGGCGGGCGAUGGCCGCGGCAGCUGCUGCCGGCAACGGUGGGGCGGCGGGAGUGGCGUUCGCCGCCGCGCAAGCAAAGCUAGCGAAGAAUGAGAAGAGGGCGGACGUCGACCGGUCGCUGCCAUUCAAGAAGCGGUGCAAGAUGGCAGUCGUCGAUCAUGCUGCCGCAGCCGCCAAGGAGACGCCGGCCGUCGCCGCUCCAACGAAGGAACAGGGUCACGGCGCCGUUGACAACGUUGCAGCGGCGGCGACGACGAGUCUGCAGAGCAAGGGCGCCACUCCUCCUCCGUCGAUGUCGUUCCACGCGUUCCCCGCGGACGAGAUCACCGACGCCGCCAUGCUUCUCAUGACCCUGUCUUGUGGGCUCGUCCGCAGCUAGCUACUAGCUGAUAGAUCACUAGUCGCCAUUGAUGAGUGCCACUUGAUUAAUUUCCACUAAAGUACGUACUUCCCCUAUCAUAUUGCGUGUCUUUCUCGUUUAAUCUUGUGUUGAGGAAGAGGAUCACUGCCAGGAAGAGAGAUGGAGUGAUCACAUGUCCAAGGAAAUAAUAUGCGAAAACUCUCGCUAUCUAGUAAUUAGUACCAGGAUUUACUAUAAGAGUGAGCGUUUUUUUACCUUUUUUUGUUCUGCGGCUAACUAUUAUAUUAAUCAAGCCCUAUAUAUAUGUUAUGUUCCUUUGUAUUAGUUAUGUUUUGGAUCGGAGCUAAUAAUAUCCAGAAGAUCGAUCAAGAAGAGAA